Messenger RNA from Carassius gibelio (silver crucian carp), 2608 nucleotides. RefSeq names its product leucine rich repeat containing 58b (gene lrrc58b). The transcript has 4 exons. Bases 225 to 1280 code for a protein of 351 amino acids. Gene Ontology annotation, molecular function: protein binding. NCBI's taxonomy places the organism in Eukaryota, Metazoa, Chordata, Actinopteri, Cypriniformes, Cyprinidae. The record is from RefSeq and is a predicted model, not a curated record.
CGGGCGGAGCCAAACUCCUGUGGAGCCCCUAAACAUGAAUGUUAAAUUGUGAACUCUUGAUAGACGGACCGUCUUUGAUAAUGACUAUAACGUGUAAAUGCUGAGUUAUUAAGGUUACACAUGGAAGAUCGGGACGCUUGGCGUUGGCAGUAAUUCGGACAUAUUGUUGGGAAACAGCUUGAACCAAAUUUUUUAUUUUUUAUUUACCGUUAUCGUCUAUUAAAAUGGAGGGUUUUGAAGGAGCCAGCAGCAGCGAGAGUGUUUUAGAUCUGUCCCGUUUGAAUCUGAACAAUAAUGGUUUGGACACGGUCAGCGAAAAACGACGGAAAGACACGAAGCAACUGUACCUGUGUUACAACCGAAUGACUUUUUUACCCGAGUCCAUCUCUUUAUUCUCGAACCUGGAGUUUCUCGACAUCAGUAACAACACGCUGUCGGUCAUCUGCGAGGACAUCACCCGACUGACCAAACUCAAAACCCUCAUAGCCAAGAACAAUCGUUUGAAUGAGUUCUCUCUGCCCAAGCACUUUGGCUCUCUGCAGCUGGAAGUGUUAAAUUUGAGUGGGAACCGGUUUGAGGAGAUGCCGAGCCAGUGUCUGCAGCUGCUGCGGCUCCAGUCUCUGUCUCUGGGAGGAAACAGACUGAAGAGCAUCCCAGCAGAAAUCGAGAGUCUCGCCAGCUUAGAGCUGCUGUAUCUGGGCGGUAACCAGAUCUCCUCCAUCCCUGCCGAACUAGCUAACUUACCCUGCCUCAGUUACCUAGUUCUGUGUGAUAACCGCAUCCAGAGCGUCCCACCUCAACUCAACAGGCUCCAUUCCCUGCGCUCUCUUAGUCUGCAUAAUAACCUGCUGACGUAUCUUCCGAGAGAGAUCCUGAGCCUGGUGCACCUUCAGGAGCUCAGUCUCAGAGGCAAUCCUUUGGUGGUACGCUUCAUCAAGGACAUGACCUACGACCCCCCGUCACUGCUGGAGAUGGCUGGCCGAACCGUCAAAAGCAAGAACCUCCCAUACUCCCAUAAAGACCUCCCGAGCCAUCUCGUCAACUACCUAGACAUGGCCAGCAAGUGCCCCAACCCCAAAUGUGCAGGUGUUUACUUUGACUCAUGCGUGCGUCACAUCAAGUUUGUGGAUUUCUGCGGGAAGUAUCGCCUGCCCUUGAUGCACUACCUGUGCUCCCCAGAAUGCACCUCUCCCUGCAGCUCCAACCCUCAGAGCGACGCUGACUCAGACGAAGACAACAGCGUGCCUGCCGAUCGCCUUCAAAGAGUGCUGCUGGGAUAACCUCGCUCACCCCGCACACGUCGUCUCCUCUCUCUCACUUACAGUGUUAUCUGCAGGAACUUUGAACUUUACAGCCAGCUGGCUUGAAAACCUCUCAGCUGAAGCCAAAUCUUAUUGCCAAGUGAUUGAGCAAGUGGCAUUCUGGGAAAGACAUCUGCAGAUAGUUUCUCUGACAAAGGCAAAAUCAAAAACACUGGUGGUUCAGAAUAGUUGUUAGUUAUAUUAACUAUGUUGCCUUGGUCAUCAAUCUGUUUAGCUCUUGCACUUUUGUAAUAUGUUAGAAGACGCAGUUUAGGUACAUGCAUAUCUUUUGCUUAGUAGUAGGUUGUUUUGUCUCUCACAGCAGAGCACUAACAUAAUUUUUUCACAUUACGCACAAAGAUUUACUGUGAAAUAAACAGAGAGAACACUUGCUUUUUGGGUUUGGGAGAGAUUUUAGAAAAAAGUUUUCGUCAUGUUUGUAACUGCUAGCCUGCAGCACUGUAGAACAGUGCUACAUCUUCAAAAACGUGCUUGUGUCUGCAAAAUAUCUUGAUUAAGCCUUUAGGUUAGUACUGAAUUUACAUACACUUUGUGGUUGCAUUCAAAAACCGGGGGAAGCAUCUAAAAUCUUGAGAUAAACAGUGACAAAGGUUACCAGUGACUUUGUUUUGGAGGUUAAUUCUUCAUUCUGCAUUGAUAUAAAAUAUAUGAUAUUGUUACAUAGCCAAUGGACAAAUUUGUGAUGUGUUUCUGGUAUUUUUAAACUGAAUUUUGUUAUUUGAAAUCUUUCUGCACAAAGAAAAAUAAGGGGCAAAAUAAUUUUACCUUUUGGGAUAUUAGCUUGUCCCUGAAGCAGUACCCUUAAAAUGACAUCUUUAUUAUUAUUAUUAUUAUUAUAUAUUUUUUUUACCCUUAGUGAGGUAAACAUUAGUACCUUAAGGGUAUGUUUUACUACUUAUUAGGGGUAAAACAUUUUUUUUUUUUUUCUUGAAAAAAUGUCCUUUUAAGGGUACUGCUCCGGGGAGGUAAAAUUUUAAACCCCUUUAUUUCCGUUUUAUAAACUCAAUUUCUUUAGUUUCUUAAUGUGUAUUACACUCUUAGGCUUAACCAAUAUUGACUAUGCAAAUAACUAAUGCAGUCAUUAUUUCAGAGUUUUAAAAUUAAUAUUGGAGGCUUUUAUACUAAAUAAUCUUUUAUGAUAUUUUCUAUAUAUCAGUGACAAGAUAGAAUGUAUAUUAUUUAAGAUGAAGACAGAUUUGAAUAACAUUCACUCCUCUAAUGGUUAAUAAAGAUGUAUUUGCACUUCUUAUGUAGAGUACUAUAACAAUAAAAAAAUAUUAUAAUGA